AUGAUACGAACCACUGACUUCAGAAGCCGCUUCGUUAUCCUCGCCUUACUCGUGUUCGCCAUCUUCGGAUUUCUGCUCUACCAAGCACCUUUCAGCCACCUGUCACUUACGACACCACAUGAGCAGCAACGGGAUAACACAAGCGGCGCAGUACUCACGGGACAUGCGAUCGCACCAAAAUUAGGAAACGCGACUGCAAAGGCAGAACUUGGUCGCGCGGCAUGGAAAGUCCUGCACACGACAUUUGCUCGCUUUCCCGAAAAGCCUACAGAUGAGGAGAAGGAAGCGCUCCGGUCAUACGUACACCUGUUCCAGCGCUUGUAUCCCUGUGGAGAAUGCGCUGAACACUUUGGACAAAUCCUUGCCAAAUACCCACCCCAGGUAUCUUCACGAACCGCAGCAGCGAUGUGGGGUUGUCUCAUUCACAACAAAGGUCCGUUUACAAACGUGUCCUGGCUUUAUACUCAGGCCUCCAACAACUGA
Molecule: messenger RNA, 483 nt
Organism: Parastagonospora nodorum SN15
Lineage: Eukaryota; Fungi; Ascomycota; Dothideomycetes; Pleosporales; Phaeosphaeriaceae
Exons: 3
Coding region: 1-483 (160 amino acids)
Cellular component (GO): mitochondrion
Molecular function (GO): flavin adenine dinucleotide binding; flavin-dependent sulfhydryl oxidase activity
Source: RefSeq, a predicted model, not a curated record